Messenger RNA from Diorhabda carinulata, 2000 nucleotides. RefSeq lists its product as uncharacterized. Lineage: Eukaryota; Metazoa; Arthropoda; Insecta; Coleoptera; Chrysomelidae. The record is from RefSeq and is a predicted model, not a curated record. Bases 135 to 392 code for a protein of 85 amino acids. The transcript is spliced from 3 exons.
UAACACUUUUAUCAAAUCGACUUUUAACCUACAUAUGAUUUAUAUAAAUCUAUAGAGAGCUUCAUGAGAUCAAUACGUCUUGUGUUUUAGUGCUGGUGAUACCGGAUUUUUAUUCUAAAAUAUUAGUUUUGAAUAUGGCGAUACCUAACAAGUCGCUGAGAAUAAUAAUUAUUUCCAUCAUACUAGUAAUAAUAUCCUACAAAACUACAGCAAAACCGGCAGAUUGGCAUCCAAAACAUUACUGUGAGGUAGCUGAUGCUACGAAACGUGAAAUGUGCCAGAGAUGUGCAAAGCAGACGAAAUCGAGCCUAGUUUAUCCAAUGUGCUGUAACGAAGAAGACGAAGUUCAUAGUUGGUGUUAUAAAUAUAUCAAUUAUGGUAAAAUGAUAUAAGACGUCGAUACUUUCCAAUUAACAGAAAUCUAUCAGUUCAGUGUGAUAAUAAUGAUUUACGGGAUAAUUUUUUAGUCAUAUUUUUAAUUAUGUGCUUUAUAUAAUCACGGGUAUUUAUUAUUGGUAAUUUUUAUUAUUAAGAUGAUUUUUUUUAAAUUAAUUAAAUCGAGUUGUACUAAGUUGAAAUUUCUGGACCGUUGGUGAUAUUCAUACUGAACACACUGUUUACACCACCACUACAACAACACUCACAAUAUUAUCAUCUUCAGACACUGAAGGUAGAGUUCUCUGAAGACGAUAACUUGGUUAUCUAAGCGCGCAACAGUGUAAUUGUGAAUGUUAAUAUAGUGGUGGUGUAAACAGUGUGUUCAGUAUCGUAUGGCGCAUUUCAAACCGAGAGAUAUGAAAAACUAGCUAAUAGUUCAAUGAAGAUGUAUCAAUUUUAAAUGUUUUCAUUAAAAAGAAAAUUUCCACAAGCAUAUAUACGCAAGAUUCGAGCAAUUAACUUCGGCCUCUGUUUUUUGGCGCAUUUUUCACUCCAUUACAUGUAUUACCGAAUGCUCUCAUUACACGAUCUUCGUGUUCACCCUAUUUUCCUUAAUUUGAUAUCCACUGGAAUAUUUUCUUCGGUAAUUUGUUUUCAUCCAUUCAUGGGAUGCCUGAACCAUUCAAGAAAUUUUCUUCCAUCCUAUCAUUAUUUCCUUGAUACACUCAUACACUGUCAAAAAAUCUCCGUUUUGUGUUGAAUUUAUGAUCCAGAACUCAUCCAAACAUGGCACUGUCUCUUGUAAUUAUUUCCUUUUGGUGUCCCUUGGAAUAUGUUCUCACAAAUCCAAUUUUUUUUGCAUUUUUUUGUUCGCACAAACGUCCCUUUUACUUUGAAAUAUGUUUUAUGUCUACAUUAAAAUUUAUUGAUACCAAAAUUGGCUUCUGAUUAACCAGUAAAAGUUCGGUUUUAAUAAUAAUUAUCUACAAUCCCCCCAGUUGAAGUAUGUUACACUUACCUUGUUCAGCAUGAAUUCUAGGUCAUAGGAGUUUUGUGGUCAUCUGCAAAGCUCAGUACACAAAUGUUUUAGCUAGCAUAAGUUCGAUAUUCAUCAUGUUUUGCACUUGCUAGUGAUGUUUCAUUCCCAAAAUCAAUCCAACAGAGUUUAUUUUAAAGAAUAGUAUUGUUUUCAUAUGUUACUUUAGUGUAUGUUGACAAAUUGCUUUUCUUUCUUCUACAAUUCGUGCCAGAAAUUGCUGAACAAUAUUUUAUAAAAUUAAUACAAGUAUUGCAAACAAAAUUACUUUCAAUUUAUACAGGAAAUUAUUAUUGAAAAUCAUCUUAUAAUAGUAUGGUAGUUAUUAUAUAACUAUACGUAAUAUAUAAUCUUUCGUAAUAUGAUAUUUUUGAGAGAAAAAUUGACCUUGUUGUUAAUUGAUCCAGAUAAUGAACAUAAUCAUUUUCAUAAAAAUUAAUUACACCCAUUAACAUUAUUAUAUAAAUGGAAAUGGGUGAAAGUUAUUCUGGCUGUGAUUGUGCGUUUGUUUUACCCUUAAAUUUUUAUACUGUUAUUUAUUGUUAUAUUAGAUUAUAAUAUUAUGUAAUAAAUUUUAUAUUCAGAA